UCCAUUUUUCCACAGAUUGCCUGGGGACCCCCAUCGUCUACUCGCCAGUGAAAGCAGACCUGACUGGAAAUAUCAAGAAAAUCCGGGCGGUUUAUGACUCCAACCCCGCCAAGUUCAAAACACUGCAGAACAUCCUGGAGGCAGAGAAGGAGAUGCACGGCUCGGCCUGGCCCAAGACAGGCGCGACACUGGCGUUGAUGUGGUUGAAAAGGGGUCUGAAGUUCAUGCUGGUGUUGCUGCAGAGCAUCUCCGAUGGCGAGCGGGAUGAGGAGCAUCCAAACCUCAUCCGAGUGAACGCCAUGAAGGCUUAUGAGAUCGCACUGAAGAAAUACCAUGGCUGGAUGCUGCAGAAGCUCUUCACGGGCUCGGUCUAUGCUCUUCCAUACAAAUCGGAUUUGCUGAAGGCAUUAGAGAAGGGUAAAGAAGUCAAAGAGGAGGAAAGCAUAGAGAAGAUUCAUCAGUUUCUCUUGAGGGUCACACCUAUCUUGGAUGCAAUUUAUGAGAUGUACACGAAGAUGAACGCCGAGCUGAGCUACAAAGCCUAAGGCUCGCAUGGGACUGGUAGGGCUUAAAUAAGGCAUGACGGGUGCUACCUGUGUUUUAAUCACUGAGACAGCUGGGGCUGCUCCUGGCUGUCAGGCGACUUUGAUUCUCAUCUGGAUCUGCAGUGGAUAACCUGUUUUCUUAAAAAAAAAAAAAAU
Phaethon lepturus (White-tailed tropicbird) is the source of this 701-nucleotide messenger RNA. It is a transcript of the gene GLTP, whose product is annotated as glycolipid transfer protein. The transcript is spliced from 4 exons. NCBI's taxonomy places the organism in Eukaryota, Metazoa, Chordata, Aves, Phaethontiformes, Phaethontidae. Gene Ontology annotation, molecular function: ceramide 1-phosphate transfer activity; ceramide 1-phosphate binding. Gene Ontology annotation, cellular component: membrane; cytoplasm; cytosol. Bases 153 to 545 code for a protein of 130 amino acids. Gene Ontology annotation, biological process: ceramide transport; intermembrane lipid transfer. The record is from RefSeq and is a predicted model, not a curated record.